AUGACCAGUGCUGAGGCACCUGAAGGGGCCGGGAAGUGUUGGUUUGGUGUGCAGAUGCCGGUGCACUGCGAGCACUGGCAGCCGCUUAAUAUCUCUAUUAGUGUUGAACUGUUCCCAACUCUCACCUCUGCUGUGCACUCAUGUGUCUACUUGUGUGGUGAGUCGCUAAGAAGAGGAGUUCCAGUGCCACAGCUCUGGCCGACCACACACCAGUGUCCGGACAUACAUCACAGCCAUGGGCUCACACACCAAUCAGGGUGGUCUGUCCCCGCACAGCCUACUAUCAUGGACUUGACCACCAAGUGCCAAGUGGACACUUGCACUAUAAAGUGUCCUGGUCAUAGAGAGCCGUGUAUCCCAAUGUUCACUGUUAGGUGUAUGAGAGUUAGUAACUUAGCAGCACCACCAGUGAUGGGGUGGGAACAGGGAUGGGAACAGGGAUGCCAAGUGAUUGCACUUUUCUCCGUAGAAAAGCAGAUAAAAAGUCACUUCAUUUGA
This is a messenger RNA of Oppiella nova, 498 nucleotides long. The record is from the annotation of a GenBank genome assembly. Lineage: Eukaryota; Metazoa; Arthropoda; Arachnida; Sarcoptiformes; Oppiidae.